Molecule: messenger RNA, 1776 nt
Organism: Closterium sp. Yama58-4
Lineage: Eukaryota; Viridiplantae; Streptophyta; Zygnematophyceae; Desmidiales; Closteriaceae
Source: the annotation of a GenBank genome assembly
AUGGCGAGUCUGCUCGAGCGGACGGAGAUCGGCGCGCUUGUAUCGGAGAAGAGAGAAAUUAUAUCUGUGCCCGACACCGCCACCGUGCUGGACGCUCUCGAGGUAACAGGGACUUGUUUCUGGCGGAUUGCGGCGGGCAUGCGCAUAACGAAGCGGGUUGUAAGCAUUGACUGGUUCAUUCUUGCUUCGCCCUCCCCUGCGUCCCUUCUUCGCGUCCGUAACCCGCGCAUCUCUUUUCAUUACACCGCUUUCCCUGUCUCUAAUCUUUAUCCCUUCAUCCCCCCAUGUCUGUCCCCCCCCCCUCCCCCUCUCUCGUUCCCCCCUUCAACCUCUCUUUCCCUCUUCUCCUCCUCCGCUAUUUCCCCCCUUUCUCCCCACCCUCCUCCUCUCCCUCUCCCUCCCCCCCUCCUCCCUCCUUUCUUUCCCCCUCCCCCCCAGCUGAUGAACGCGAGCGGCAUAGUGGCGCUGCCAGUGGCGGCACCGCCGGGGAAGUGGCUGGGGGCGGGCGGGGCGAACAUAGUGGACGGGGAGAAGCAGUACAUUGGAGUGGUGAGCAUGGCGGACGUGGCAAUGCAUCUGGUGAGGGAAGAUGCACGACCAGCAGCGCUCAAGUCAGGUGUGGCGAGUCUCAUCAGCAAUUUCCCUUGUACUCGUCUGCUUCCCCUCUCUCCCACUUAUCAGGGAGUGGUGAGCAUGGCAGAUGUAGCGAUGCAUCUAGUGAGGGAAGGUGCACGCCCAGCAGCGCUUAAGGCGGGAGUGGUGAGCCUCAUCGGCAACUCGCCUGAAGGCCUCUCGCUCUGGGUCGCCUCCAGCUCCACGCCUCUAGUUGACGCCAUGGAGCCGCUAAGCAAGGGCAUUCACAGGCUGCUCGUGCGUUGCCCCAUCGCCGCCGCUGCUUCCAUCCCCCAACACGCGCCCUCAUCUGCCGCGCCUCCCACUGCCAUGACCUUUGGCCACACCACACCCGGCUCUCCAGAGACGCAGGAAACACCGGCAGGAGGAGCAGCAGAAACUGCAGAAGCAGCAACAGCAGGAGGAGAAGCAGGAGCAGCGGAAGCAGCAGAUGCUGCUAGGCCGGCAACAGGAGCAGAAACAGCAGCAGAAGCUCCCAAGCACACCUACCACUUCGUCUCGCAGACUGACGUGGCAGCCUUCCUGCUGCUCCACGUGGACGCCCUGGGUGACGUGGCACAGUGCACAGUGGAGCAGCUAGGCCUCGCGGACCCGCUCUUCCCGCCCCUCGCUAUAGUGUCGGGCAUUACAGUCACUGACGCGCUCAGGCUCAUGCAGCGCGCGGGAGGUGUGCGAGCGGUGGCGGUGGUGGCGGGGAGUGCGGAGGAGGAGGAGCGCAUGGAGGAGGGCGAGGGCUCCGGUGCUGCUUCUGCUGCUGGCACUGACGUGGCAGGAGGAGGAAGGAGAGGAGUAGUGGUGACGGAUCUGAGAGGCAUGGACGCCGAGACGCUAGCACAGCUCACUUCCAUGAAGCACCAAUCUUACGUGCUCCACAUCUCCUCUGCUGUUCCCUUUGCUUCUCACUACCAUCUCCCAACCCUUCAGGUGCGGGACUUCCUCGCCCACAUGGCGUCACUCUCCCCCGAGGGUCGCCGCCCGUCCAUCACGUGUCGCAUGUCGGCCCCUCUGGCGGAGGUGAUGGCGCUGGCAGUGACCAACCGCGUGCACCGCGUGUGGGUCACUGGGGAGGACGAUGAGCUGUUGGGUGUGGUUUCGCUCACUGACGUUAUCUCGGCUUGCAGACGGGCGGGAGGGCAGCGGUAG